AAAAAUUAAAGUAUACCAAUGAACACAUAAUAUGUAUGUUGAAAAGGCACAUGAAUAACCGGCUGUGACUACAACCGAUAACGAAGUAGAAGUUCGAGCGAAAGCCGCAGUUCAAUUUUAGUUUCAGUUCAAGAUUCGCAGUCGCAGUUUAGUUGUAUUUACAGUUCAGGAUUCAUAAUUUACCUAUUCCAUAUUAUCCUUGCAUCUCUACCUUUAACAAUAUUUAUUUAGUGAGUAACGAAAAGUUGUAAAAAUGGUAAAACCUUUGGAAAAAGCUUGUUGCUUGGAACUUCGCACCGCUGGUUACAUUAUUGGCUGGCUAGGAGUGUUUGAAGGCGUUUUGCUUUUACUCAUAGGGCUCGUUGGUUUGGGCUAUCCAAGCAUAUAUUCCGAGUUAAUCGGAUCGUCCACACACAAACAGAAUUUUAAAGAUGUGGCUACCUUAUUUUCCAUUAUCUUCAUUGUGUUGGCCUUCGUAGGUUUCGCUAUGUAUGGGUUGGUCAUCUACGGUAUAAAGGAGAACCAGGAUGCGAUGUUAAUUCCCUACUUGAUAUUGAGUGGAAUUAGCGCUACACUCAGCUUUUUACGAGUGUUGCUUAUCGCGUUUGACUUGGUUGCAGGAACGCACAACAUUUUUUACUUCUUUUUCUCAGUAUUUUCUUGCAUGUUUCAGAUCUUCACUUUCCGCGUGAUGUACUCUCUGUACACAACUAUUAAAAUGAACAUCUUAAACGGUCGUGUAUAGGUUCCGCCUUUCGCAGCAGCCGUACCAUUGCAACAAAACGUUCCCACCGCAUAUCCCCCAAUGACGUAUAUCCAACUACCUACCCCACCUAUAAUAAGGUAUAAGUUCGGGAAACCUCAUCUUUGUUACAUGUAUCGCCAUUUAUGGAAG
Molecule: messenger RNA, 895 nt
Organism: Drosophila albomicans
Lineage: Eukaryota; Metazoa; Arthropoda; Insecta; Diptera; Drosophilidae
Exons: 4
Coding region: 254-745 (163 amino acids)
Source: RefSeq, a predicted model, not a curated record